Molecule: messenger RNA, 1880 nt
Organism: Talaromyces proteolyticus
Lineage: Eukaryota; Fungi; Ascomycota; Eurotiomycetes; Eurotiales; Trichocomaceae
Product: putative uracil permease
Exons: 1
Coding region: 108-1742 (544 amino acids)
Biological process (GO): nucleobase transport; transmembrane transport
Cellular component (GO): plasma membrane
Molecular function (GO): nucleobase transmembrane transporter activity
Source: RefSeq, a predicted model, not a curated record
CUUAAACAUAAUACAUACAUUGUUUGUGUUCCAUAUGCAUUACAGGCUCUAGAAUAUGUUGUCAAUCCCUCGUUCUUGUCAAUAAUUUCCUCCACACGGAGUCUACUAUGAAAUUUUUAGCACCUCAUUGGUCGCGGUUACGUCUACCGCAGACUGAGUCUAGCUUCUUGCGCGGGAAUGUGCGAUGGACAAACAAGGAUCUUGACCCCGUUCCUCCGGAUAUGCGGAAAUGGACAGUUCUCAGCUUUGUGGGGUACUGGAUGUCUGACUCCUUUUCGGUUGCCAACUGGCAGCUGGCGAGCAGCAUCCUCGCUAUUGGACUUUCUUGGAAAGAGUCUCUGGGCAUGGUUGCCCUGGGCUUUUUCAUCCUAUCUAUUGUGAUAGCUAUGAAUGGUGCCAUUGGUGCCAUCUACCAUGUUCCUUUCCCUGUCAUUUCCCGUGCCAGUUGGGGCUUCUGGGGCUCUUAUAUCCCUAUCAUUUCAAGAUUGAUUCUCGCCGUCUUCUGGUUUGCAACACAAGUUGUAAACGGAGGCAACUCGGUUGCUGUCAUGAUUGGAGCUAUUUGGCCAAGCUUCUUAAAUAUCCCAAACGCCCUCCCAGCUGAUGAGGGUAUCACAACACAGGGCAUGGUGGGAUUCUUCCUAUUUUGGCUACUCCAGAUUCCCUUUCUACUUCUCCAUCCAAAUAAGCUGCGCUGGCUUUUCCUAGUCAAGUCCAUUAUUGUGCCAGUUGCAUGGAUUGCUAUGCUUAUCUGGGCGUUUGUUGCGACUUCAAAUGGAGGCGAUCUCUUUUCCCAAAAGAGUCAAUUGACGGGGUCGUCUUAUAGCUGGGCAAUGAUGUCGUCUCUCACAUCGGUCAUUGGAAACUAUGCAACUCUCAGUGUCAACCAAGCCGAUUUUUCACGUUAUUCCUGCGUCAACCCGCGGUGGCACAUACUCUAUGUCUUCCUACUCCCGACAGUUUUCACCUUUAUAGCCUUCAUCGGCAUUGCCGUCUCCUCCGCGGGACAGGCUAGAUAUCACACCGAGUCAAUCCCGUGGGACCCAAAUGUUCUUGUCUCGCUUUGGAGUAGUCGGGCAUGUCGAUUCUUUGCGGCCUUUUCCUUUGCCCUUGCCGCCCUGGGAUCGAAUAUAUCUGCGAAUUCAUUAUCAGCAGCGAACGACUUCACCGCUCUUGCACCUCAGUAUCUAGACAUUCGCCGCGGUCAACUACUUUGCGCUCUUCUAGCCUGGGCACUAGUGCCUUGGAAGAUCUUGGCCUCGGCGGGCAAUUUUCUCAACUUCAUGGCCGCCUAUGCCGUUUUCCUCGGGCCGAUCGCUGCCAUUAUGCUGUGCGAUUACUGGAUCGUCAAGCGUCGCAAAUACAACUGCAUGGCUCUAUACCAGCCCAUGAGCAUUUAUCGGUACACCGGCGGAUUCAACUGCCAUGCGUUAAUAGCCUUUGUGGUCGGUGCUACGCCCAGUCUUCCAGGGUUAAUGCAUUCUGUCAAUUCACGGAUUGAAAUAGGAGUCGGUGUCCACCCGUAUGAGUUUGGCUGGCUUCUAGGAUUCUUUGGCAGCACGAUCGUUUAUCUUGGUCUUAAUCACUGGUUCCCUUACGCCAAUGCAAAUAUUCCUACAGCUGUUCUUCCAGAUGACACUCUAGACGCAAGUGUUGCUAGUGAGGGCAGUGUGGCGCUUGAGUUCGACAGUGUCGUGAACGACCAAGAAAAGGGGCCAAGAGAGAAAACUACUGACCUCUGACCAAAGGGGUGGAUGUGCAGGAAUUCCGUGGUAUUUUUUUACAUACUAAUUUAUAUUGCAUUACACUGCUCAGGAAUUUGUAUUAUGUAAUAUUACAUUUUGUUAGAAAGAGCUUAGUAAAAAUUAUCAAGAGACACC